AAUUCCCGGAAUCAUCGAGCACGAGUCCUCUCUCUCUCCAGGGGGAGGAGAGGAGAGGAGAGGUGGGCAGGCAGGCAGGCAGGCAAGCGGGGCAGGGAGACCGAGAGCUCGCGACUCCCGAGGCGAUCGACGGAGCGCCGCCACUCCUGCUCCCCUUCCGUAAUUCGCCCUCGGGAUAUGAACGACGGAACUUUUGUUUCUAACAGCAGCUAGAGGAUAGUUUGGUGUAAGCUUUUUAUUCAGGAUACAAUGGGUGGCUGCUGUUGCUGCUCAUCAAGAACAUCUGAAUCAGACAGAGCACCGGUUCAUAUCUACGUAUGUAGGACCUGCUUUGGCUUACAUAUGCCUUGCUUUUCAUGUCAAAGAUCCAUCUCAAUCCUCAGCAAGUAUUUUUUGUUGCCCUUGCCAUUGACUCCAAUGAUAAUCUGGUUUAUACUGUCUCGCACAUGCUUUAGUUCGAGUCGACCCAGAUUAUACUUGUCUGUCACUUGUAUAGGCUAAUAAUAACAUGGUGUUAGGAGUUUAACGGCUACAUUACCGUUUUUUGGUGCAACAGGAGGAAUUAUUUUACUCAUAAAUCUCCCUUUUGUUGUUUUUAGUCCUCAGUGAUUCAGCAGUAUAGCUUGUGUGAUGGUCACUUUUUUAUGCAAAAAGGGGAGAAAAAGAACAUGCUUAAAUCAUACUCAGCACUAGCUUUGUGUUUGCAUCAAAUCUUUCGUUCUGUUAAAUUAACUUUGCUUUUCAUUAUUCAGCAUCGACAAAAUCCUGAGGAGCAUGAACCCUUGUCUUCAGCCUUUGAUGGAGCAUCUCCUACUUCUGCUAUAGUCGCAGUUGACACAAAUCUUGACACAUCCACUCUUGACACUUACAGAGCACCACCUGCACCUUUGCCUUAUGAUGUUGGCUUGACUGUUGCAGAAAAUCCUGAUCUACAGAAAUCAGACAUUAAAACCAAAACUGAAGGGCAGCAGUCCCCAAAGGUGGGUGAAUUUGAGUCAUGCGAAAAAGGUACCCCUGAGGAUAAUCCUGAUGAGGAGGAUGUUUGCCCAAUCUGUCUUGAAGAAUAUGAUGAAGAAAAUCCUCGUUCUAUGACCAAAUGUGAACACCAUUUUCAUCUCUGUUGCAUACUUGAAUGGAUGGAGAGAAGCGAUACGUGCCCAGUAUGCGACCAGAUAACUCUGAUAGAUGAGAUGUAUGAAUAGCAUUGUUGACUGAGGUGGAUCCAUCUUGGUGGCCGUGCCUGUUGAGUUGGGUUUACGCUAGGAUUCUUGGUCUUGAGAUGGGUGCAGACGCUGAUAGGAUGAAUGAUUUGGGGAAAUAAUUUAUAGAAGAAAAUGACAUGAAACGUGUUAAAGGCAUCACUGUUGCGUUUACCUUUUGUGUGGAUCCUUGCUGUUUAUGGCAGGAGGGUUGCCGAGGUGCCUGAUGGAGAUACAUCUAUCCACCAGUGCUGGUUCUUUAGUGAGUUGGAAGUUAAUGUACUGAAAUUUGCUCCCUGGUUUUCUCUUUGGUUCUUCUGAAUUUUGUGUGUGUGCACGCGCGUGCGGCGUGUGUGUGUGUUGGAUCCUUGUUUUAUUCUGUUUUAGGUGGCCGUGAAGAUCAUGACACAUUGGAAUUGGAUAGGUAAUAGGGGAAAUGCUGGUUCUAAUUUAAGGUUCCUUUGUACAGUUGUCCAAAUUGGUGACAGGGAAAAACUAGUGGUUGCAGUACAUGGUUCAUUCGAGCUAACCAGGCUUCUUACCUUAUACUAUCCAUUUUGAUCA
Panicum virgatum (switchgrass) is the source of this 1763-nucleotide messenger RNA. Its product is annotated as probable E3 ubiquitin-protein ligase RHB1A. The record is from RefSeq and is a predicted model, not a curated record. NCBI's taxonomy places the organism in Eukaryota, Viridiplantae, Streptophyta, Magnoliopsida, Poales, Poaceae. Gene Ontology annotation, molecular function: ubiquitin-protein transferase activity. Bases 645 to 1202 code for a protein of 185 amino acids. The transcript is spliced from 5 exons.